Messenger RNA from Myodes glareolus (Bank vole), 1743 nucleotides. RefSeq names its product SRY-box transcription factor 15 (gene Sox15). The record is from RefSeq and is a predicted model, not a curated record. Lineage: Eukaryota; Metazoa; Chordata; Mammalia; Rodentia; Cricetidae. Gene Ontology annotation, cellular component: nucleus. Gene Ontology annotation, molecular function: DNA-binding transcription activator activity, RNA polymerase II-specific; RNA polymerase II cis-regulatory region sequence-specific DNA binding. Gene Ontology annotation, biological process: negative regulation of transcription by RNA polymerase II; brain development; positive regulation of transcription by RNA polymerase II.
AAGUGUUACACAGAGAAACCCUGUCUUAAAAACAAACAAAACCACCAACAAAAAAAGGCGGGGGGGGGGUAUCUCUGGUCCAGAGUCCUUUGGCUCCUGGUUUGAAUUUAGAGAUGAAACUUGCGGUAAUUGAGUGGCAGUGGGGAAGUCUCAGGGCUGGAAGUGGCUUGAGUGUUCUCAUCUGCCCAGGCACCUGCUGGGAUGACUCAGAAAACAAAAAUGGCCUAUCUUCUUUGAGUUUCUUACCCCUGGGGCAGUUCAGGAUUUGAGGAGCAACAGGCACCGGAAAAGGUAUUGAGUAGGGAGUGACCCUGGGGGCAUUUGAUGCUCAAACUUGAUCCCACCAAGGAAAGGAAUUUGCUUCAAAUUGCUGAUAAAAAGUUGACAAUUUAGCCAUUGGGGCCAUUAGGCAUGACAUCCAGACCUUGGGUGGAGAGGGGGCGUGGUGCCCCAGGGGAGGUGUCUGGGCUGCUAAGAUUGGGACACCUGAGUUUGUGUGUGUCAGGACAGCACAGCCUCUGGGAGGGAUUGGGGGAGGAGUCGGACUUUCAGAGCCGUUUCCACCGAGACUGAGCAGGUGGGGAAGUUCUGUGGCACCUGGGUUCCCUCCCGGCAGCUGUGGGAGCUUUGGAAACCAAGAACCUCACUGAGUUGCAGCCUCCACGGAAGACUCCGUCCCGCCCCAGCAGAGGGUAGGGAGAGGGACUGGCAGUAGCUAGACUUGAGAGAACACAACCUCUUCAGGACAGGGGUGACAGACAAGGAUUCGGCAUUCAGCUUUCCAGAGGUGACGAAUCCACUCCUGGGAGCAAAGGUUCGAGUCAAGGACUCUGGAAGAUACUUAAGUACCCAGACUUUCAGAGUUCACUCUUCACUCUGGGAGGAGGGCAUUCAAGACGCCCUCUUAAAGACGCUUUACUUUCAACCCAUGGCGCUGCCCGGCUCCUCACAAGCCCAGACUUGGAGCUUGGAGCAUCCGGUUCCCACAGCCUCUUUGUCCUUGCGACCUCAGGAGCAGGAGGGUGCCGGGAGACCAGGAGCGUCUGGGGGGCUUCCGCUGGAGAAGGUGAAGCGGCCCAUGAACGCCUUCAUGGUAUGGAGCUCUGUUCAGCGCCGCCAGAUGGCGCAGCAGAACCCCAAGAUGCACAACUCAGAGAUCUCGAAGCGCCUGGGCGCACAGUGGAAGCUGCUGGACGACGAAGAGAAGCGUCCCUUCGUGGAGGAGGCCAAGCGUCUACGAGCCCGUCACUUACGCGACUACCCCGACUACAAGUACCGGCCUCGGCGCAAGAGCAAGAACUCGGGCACCGGGUCUGUCCACUUCUGCCAGGGAGGAGGCAGCCUGGCCUGUGGUGGCCCGCACUGGGGGCCAGGGUACACAACUACCCAAGGGAGCAGAGGCUUUGGGUACCAGCCUCCCAACUAUUCAACAGCCUACUUGCCUGGCAGUUACACCUCUUCCCAUUGUAGACCGGAGGCCCCCUCGCCAUGCUCCCUCCCUCAGAGUGAUCCUAGGCUCCAGGGGGAGCUAAUGCCCUCUUUUCCCACCUACUUAUCCCCAGGCUCUACCACUCCAUACAGUACUUCCCUUGCUGGUGCCCCAUGUCUGUAACCCACCUUUAACUGGCAGAGAUAUCUGGGGCCAACCCCACAGACCCAUCCCUUUCCAGUUCGGAGGCCUACAAGUCUCCCAAGAAAGCAGAAUGCACAGAUCCAUACUAAACACGAUUUUGUACAAUGAAA